AACUUGAAAACAUCUUUCUUGAUAUUAGACAAGAUAACCGCGGAUUUUAGGCUCUUUUCUACAGGAAUUUUGUAGUUUGGAAGUGGAAAUGAGUCAGGGGGAUCGUUUAGCACGUACUCUUCAAAGAAUUGGUUGUCCAAAAGCAAAGCAUUUUACAGGAGAGAGCCUAGAGUGGUUGUUUGAGAACCAGCCAUCUUUACCUUUUCUCGAGUGGUUCUGCGAUAAUAUAUCUGGUGAUAAUGUACUGAGUGAGGAUGAACUCACAAGAUAUGAGGAGCUAGUUUCUUCUGGUGAGGGUAUUCUGGAGGGUGAUAAACUUACUGAGGCCUUAUCAUGUGCGCAAGGGACAGAUGAAAGAGUUGAGAGGUCUAUUGAUGCUAUAAGAGAAGAAAUAGAGUCCUUGAAGAGAACAAGUGAACAAACAAAUAAAAGGUUGCAGAAACUGGUGUUUCACAGGAAUAAGCUGAGUCUUCAUCAAACAAGGUGUGCUCAUCAGCUGUCCCAAGUCAGCGGUGUAGAAAAACAAGAAAUGAAGAACUACAAGAAAUGCUUAGAAUUAAGUCAAGUUGACAGUAAUGAGAUGGACCUUGCAAUUUCUAAUCUUCAGCAAAUAGUUUGUGAUUUGACUAGCCUAUAUACCCAACAAGGUCAAGAGCGUGAUAAUGCCAAGGUUUUCUUGUCUCAGAUGUCAUAUCAGGAUUUUUUUGAUUCAGAGGAGAAGUUCACUAGUGAGUUAACCUUGUACACAAAGAAACAGUUUUUUGAGGGUAUAGCCGACAUGGCAGGAAGAGGGGAUAAAAGUCGUUAUGAUCUGCUAGAGAUAAGUGAUCCCACCGCACUUCUAAUUAGAGGAGAAAGUGAAGAAGUUACCAUGAAUGACUGUAAAGAACUAGCAAGACUACAGUCUGUCUUUGCAUUGAGUGAAAGCAAGAGAAUUGAUGCAGAAGCUUCCAGGAUGGGUGUUAAAACAGCUUUAUCACUGGCUAAAGAAAAGGAUAGAGCAAUGUUAAGACAUCAUCAUGUGAUUGAUCAGUUGUUACUUCAAAGGUCCAGAUAUGAAUUCCUGUCUAUGACUCUUGAAGUGGAGGCUCAUAAACACAGAGAUAUUCACAGGUUACUUUGUGCUGUAGAAUCAGGCUUACAGCAUCUAUCAAGCAGCAUAGAAGAACGAAUUAAUAAAAUGUCAGAGCCAGCUCUCCUUCCACUAGAUGCUAGGCGUGGUACAAUAGAUAGCAGAGAUGUAUUUGUUGGUCACCUGCACAAGAUGCUCAAGCCGUCAGACACACCAGAUCAAGAGGGACAACUGUUCUUAACAUACAACCAACUUGUUGACUGGAGCAGCAGAUUGAUUGGUCGAGUACAGGAAUUACAGUACACACUACAAAGCACCCAACAGCAUCAAGAAAACACCCUCAGAAAACUGGAGGUGAAUGUACAGCAGUGUCAAAAGGCUGCAUAUGGUGGAUCUACAACUGCUGGGGGUCUUCCUCAACUAACGCCACAGCGUUUAGGUGAUUCACUGGUUCAGCUAGAAGAAGUAUUAUCUACACUUGAACAAUCGAUAAAAGACAUCAUCAAGGACGUUGAGGGAAAGAAAAAGGUUCUUCGAUCUGACAAUCUUAAGGCGAUGAAGAGAGAGUUGUUCGUGUGCUUCUUCACAGACACAUCCAGGUUAAGGCGAGCCAUAGCAGAACUAGCUGCACGGGUUGAUGCGCAGAUUGUUUCAACUCAGUGACAUCAUAUAAACGUUGGUACGUGUUGUUAGAUAAUAGAAUACAUAAAUAUCGUUAAUACAUCCAGCAAACAAUGAUGUAUAAAUGGUGUAUAAAUGCUGUGGCGGAUUUAGGGGGGGGAGUUUAUUGGGUGCAAAUGAACCCCCCUCCACCUUGGUACCUUGGAUUUUUUAUAUUUUUUUAGAUAAGUAAAUAAAUGUAUGUUACUAACUCAUGAGAUUUAAUA
This is a messenger RNA of Actinia tenebrosa (Australian red waratah sea anemone), 1959 nucleotides long. Its product is annotated as HAUS augmin-like complex subunit 3. Gene Ontology annotation, biological process: spindle assembly; microtubule organizing center organization. Lineage: Eukaryota; Metazoa; Cnidaria; Anthozoa; Actiniaria; Actiniidae. Gene Ontology annotation, cellular component: mitotic spindle; HAUS complex; microtubule organizing center. The record is from RefSeq and is a predicted model, not a curated record.